This is a messenger RNA of Sarcophilus harrisii (Tasmanian devil), 3614 nucleotides long. RefSeq names its product CCR4-NOT transcription complex subunit 4 (gene CNOT4). The record is from RefSeq and is a predicted model, not a curated record. Gene Ontology annotation, molecular function: ubiquitin-protein transferase activity; RNA binding; metal ion binding. Lineage: Eukaryota; Metazoa; Chordata; Mammalia; Dasyuromorphia; Dasyuridae. Gene Ontology annotation, biological process: protein ubiquitination. Gene Ontology annotation, cellular component: CCR4-NOT complex. Bases 1152 to 3284 code for a protein of 710 amino acids. The transcript has 12 exons.
AUUCUAUCUCCUGUGCCACCUAGCAGACCUUUCCAUGGCUACUCUCUGAAGAGCUCCCUCUAUUCUAGAGAGCUGGCUACAGGUGGGGAUAGCUUAGAGAAUGUCAUUUUCCUGCUCAGACUGCAGUGCUGCAUGUGCAUGAUACUGAAUGUGGCCUUGAUGCCGCUCUGGCUUUUGGACAACCUCCAGCCAACAGCCAACUUAGGCCCAGGCUCCAUGAGGCUUCCAUCAGUCUGUACAAGAAAUGCUCAUAAUUCCACCCAACUCCAUCCUGCCCCAUUGGUCUGCUCUCAUGAUUAAUUUCUUUACCUCUCUCAACAAUAAGCCUCCUAGUCUUUCAUGAAUUCGUUAGCUUGAUUGAUGGUGGUAGUAUCUUCUCGGUCUCCUGACAAUUAUUCUUCCUUUGCUUUUGUAAGUAUAAACUUUUUUAUUCUCUUCUGUACACUGGAAACUAUCAGUUGACUGAUUUCCCCUUUUUCUUUUCCUUGUUUAACUGUGUAUAUUCCUAUGGAAUCUGAAAAUAUUAAUGUUGUGAGGUAUCUUAGAGAUCAUCUAGCUUUUUUCCCUCUGUUUUUGGUCAUUUUACUGGUUUCUCUUAUGUUUACCUUUAUUAGAAAUGAUUUCUGCCUUGGAGAUUACCUUAUCUAUAAGUUGUCAAGCUGCAGCAGGGGUUUGAGCUUCUUAUCUGAACUCAAGUUUUCCUUGUCCAUAAUUGCCAUUAUUCAUGCAACACCUACUGAAUGCAUGGUUAUUUUAAAUUCAACAUGUCUUUGCUACUUUCCUUUCCCUCUAACAAAACCAGCUUCCCUUUCAGCAACCUUCUUUAUAUCAAUGGCACCACUAUUUCCCCAAACUCCUUUGACUCCUUGCUCUCUUGUGCUUUCUUUCCCCUAGUUCAUGAAUCACUGGCACCUACUUCAUUUUUUCCUGCUUCUGAGGAGAUUGGAUAUUUCCCUGGAGACAAGAUACCCAUUAAAAACUUUUGAGAAAGGAAUGGUACAAUAACUCACAUAUGUAAUACUUUUAAGGUUGGAAGCACUUUUCUUUUAGCCUUAAGGUCUUCAGAGUGCUCCAUUUUAAUUUUCAGUGCUGACCUUCCUUCUCCCUUAAGUUAUUAUAAACUUUUUUUGCUGCUGUGUAUACACGUGAAGAUGUCUCGCAGUCCUGAUGCAAAGGAAGACCCUGUGGAAUGCCCCCUUUGCAUGGAGCCCUUAGAGAUCGAUGAUAUCAACUUUUUCCCUUGCACUUGUGGCUACCAAAUUUGCCGCUUCUGUUGGCAUCGUAUUCGCACUGAUGAGAAUGGACUUUGUCCUGCUUGCAGAAAGCCAUAUCCAGAAGACCCAGCAGUGUAUAAACCACUCUCCCAGGAAGAACUGCAAAGGAUAAAGAAUGAGAAAAAACAGAAGCAGAAUGAAAGGAAACAGAAGAUAUCAGAGAACCGUAAACACUUGGCAAGUGUACGUGUGGUACAAAAGAACCUCGUUUUUGUGGUAGGACUCUCCCAGCGUUUAGCAGACCCAGAGGUUUUAAAACGACCAGAAUAUUUUGGGAAGUUUGGUAAAAUACAUAAAGUUGUCAUCAAUAAUAGUACAUCAUAUGCAGGCUCACAGGGUCCAAGUGCCAGUGCUUAUGUCACCUAUAUCCGGUCAGAAGAUGCUCUCAGAGCCAUACAGUGUGUCAACAACGUAGUAGUAGAUGGCAGAACACUUAAGGCUUCUCUAGGUACAACAAAAUACUGCAGUUACUUCCUAAAGAAUAUGCAGUGUCCAAAACCGGACUGUAUGUAUCUACAUGAAUUGGGGGAUGAAGCAGCUAGCUUCACAAAAGAGGAAAUGCAGGCGGGUAAACACCAAGAGUAUGAACAGAAGCUACUUCAAGAAUUAUAUAAAUUAAACCCCAAUUUUCUUCAGUUAUCUACGGGUUCCGUUGACAAGAAUAAGAACAAAGUGACGCCACUGCAGAGCCCCAUUGACAAACCUUCAGAUUCCCUCAGUAUAGGGAAUGGUGAAAAUUCCCAACAGAUAUCUAACAGUGAUACACCAUCACCACCUCCUGGUUUAUCAAAACCUAAUCCAGUCAUCCCCAUCAGUUCAUCUAAUCACAGUGCAAGGUCCCCUUUUGAAGGGGCAGUAACAGAGUCACAGUCACUAUUCUCGGACAACUUCCGGCACCCUAACCCUAUCCCUAGUGGGUUACCCCCAUUCCCCAGUUCCCCACAGACUUCCAAUGACUGGCCAACAGCACCAGAACCACAGAGCCUCUUCACAUCAGAAACAAUCCCAGUGUCAUCCUCUACAGACUGGCAAGCAGCAUUUGGCUUUGGUUCCUCUAAACAGCAAGAGGAUGACUUGGGGUUUGACCCCUUUGACAUCACUCGCAAAGCCUUAGCAGACCUGAUUGAGAAGGAACUGUCAGUCCAAGAUCAACCUUCCCUUUCGCCCACAUCUCUUCAGAACCCUUCCUCACACACUACAACCGCCAAAGGGCCAGGCCCUGGAUUUCUGCAUCCUGCCGCACCCACAAAUGCCAACUCUCUCAGUAGCACCUUUUCAGUCUUGCCACAGAGGUUCCCUCAGUUUCAGCAACACCGGGCGGUUUAUAAUUCAUUCAGUUUUCCAGGCCAGGCAGCCCGCUAUCCUUGGAUGGCCUUUCCACGAAAUAGCAUCAUGCACUUGAACCACACAGCAAAUCCCACCUCAAAUAGUAAUUUCUUGGACUUGAAUCUCCCGCCACAGCACAGCACAGGUCUGGGAGGGAUCCCUAUAGCAGACAACAACAGUUCUGUAGAGAGUUUAAAUAUGAAGGAAUGGCAGGACGGGCUAAGGGCACUUCUACCCAACAUUAACAUCAACUUUGGUGGACUGCCCAAUGCUUCUUCCCCCUCCAACGCCAACCACAGUGCACCAACGUCCAACACUGCCCCCACGGACAGCCUGAAUUGGGACAGCCCUGGCAGCUGGAUGGACCCCGCCAUCAUCACAGGUAUCCCAGCAUCAACAGGAAAUAAUUUAGACUCUCUUCAAGAUGACAAUCCUCCACACUGGCUAAAAUCCCUUCAGGCCCUCACAGAGAUGGACGGCCCCAGUGCUGCUCCGUCACAAACCCAUCACAGUAACCCCUUCAGCACACAGAUCCCUCUGCACAGAGCCAGCUGGAAUCCUUAUUCUCCCCCUUCAAAUCCCACCAGUUUCCAUUCCCCACCCCCAGGCUUUCAGACCGCCUUCAGACCACCCAGCAAAACCCCGACAGAUUUACUACAGAGUUCUGCACUGGACCGCCAUUAGAGAAGGAGAAAAAAACCAUUAGAAAUGCAGGAAUUGCCCCGCCCUGUCUCCUCCCUCUCAACUUACCCACAGUACCCUUCUCAUAACUUUCUUUCUGAAGAAUCCAGUUCCUGAUCAACUCUUUUUUCCCUUUCUUCCCACCCCCAGAUGCAAUGCGAUCACAGGGUCAUUACCUUUUUUUUUUUUUUUUUUUUUUUUUUCUUUUAAACCAGAAGAGUUUUUGCUGAUCCAGUGUUCAACCAACACUGUUGAUUAUUUCCUAAAAUGCCUUUUAAGGAGGAGAAAGAGAGAAAGUCAGAGAGAGCGAGUGUGUGUGUGUGUGUGUGUGUG